AUGUCAAAAAAGGCAUUGUCCCUUGAUUAUAAAAAUCUAGUCGAAAGUUCAAAAUUUGCCGAUAUCUCAAUUCAGGUUGGCGAAAAACCUAAUACUGAAUAUUUUUAUGCACAUUCUUUAAUCUUGCGAACACGUUCACCUUAUUUUCAAGAAGUACUGUCAAAGUAUGGUGAUAAAAUAGAAUUUGGAACGGUUAUAUUAUUUGAUAAACCUAAUAUUACACCAGAGUUAUUCGAAAUUUUUUUCAGAUAUAUUUAUGAUGGUACUAUUGAUCUUACUGAUGUUGAUUUUUCUGACGUCAUCAUCCUUUUAUGGGGUGCUCAUGAACUCCGCCUUAAAGAACUAUGUAAUUAUAUUGAAACGUACAUUGUUGGUCAAAAAGACCUUGUAAAGAAGCAUAUUUCUCUCAUCAAUAGAAAAGGAUUGUCAAAUUUUAAAAAUUUAGCAGCGUUAUGGAGAAGAAUCAUCUCACAAGAUGUGACUAUUUUCAAGAGUAAUAAUUUUAUUACACUUCAAAGGGACGAGUUUCUUCAUUUUUACAUUAACCGUCCAAAUAAUAUUACUGAUAUUGAAUUAUGGGAAAAACUUCUUAAAUGGUCAACCGUGCAAUCUGGUUCUUUACCAUCAGAUGUUUUUCAUUAUACUGCUGAGCAUUUUGCAAUUUUAAAAAAAUCGAUUGAACCAUUCAUUUCAUAUAUUAAUUUUAAACUAGUUAGCAAAAAAGAUUUUGCUCAAAAAAUUCGCCCAUUCCGACAUGCUUUUGAUCCCGAUUUUUACAUUCAACUUUUAGAAACACAUUUGGAUGAAUUUCAAGAAUCAAACAUUACAACUAAACCUCCCUCUCCUUCAAACAUUUCUAAAAUAUCUGCAACACUUACAUCUGGUGCCAAAUUACCGAUAUCUGUAGAAGUCAAUUUCGAGUCUAAUAGAGUCAAAUCUACUGCAGUUACUGCAGUUACAACUUCUAAACCAACAAAUACUACAGAAUUUAAAUCCACAAAAUCUACUUCUGCUUCUGCUGCAAUUACUUCUACUUUCACACCUGCCACUUCACCCAUUUCCUCACCUACUUUCAAACCUACUCCCACACCUACAUAUAUACAUACUUCCACAUCUACUUCUGCUCCUGACUCUAUCCCGACUUUUACACGACAACUCACAAUUCAAUCAAAUAUAAUUGAACAAAAUCACAUUAUAUUGAUAGUAAAAUGGAUUAAUGAAAUAAGCGAUUUAGAUCAAAAUACUUUUUAUACCUUCAAUUUACUACAACGUGCUUCAAGACAUGGUUCUAAUUCCAAAAAAUUUCAUGCCCGCUGUGAUGAUAAAGGUCCAACAUUAGUUAUCAUUCUUAAUUCAAUAGUUAGUAAAGUAAUUGACACUGAACAUGCAAUUAGACAAAACAGAUACACAGGCCCAGGUUUUGGAAAAAAUGAUUUAAAAAUUUGUGGUGAAACAAAGGAUAAUGAGAAAAGUAGAUGUAGAAAAGGGAGUUAUGAAAAAUCAAUUCGACAAAGCAGUGAUGUUUUUUCUGUAGAUGAUUAUGAAGUUUUUCAAGUUUUUAGAAAAUCCAAUUCACUGUAA
Messenger RNA from Cetraspora pellucida, 1581 nucleotides. Lineage: Eukaryota; Fungi; Glomeromycota; Glomeromycetes; Diversisporales; Gigasporaceae. The record is from the annotation of a GenBank genome assembly.